Molecule: messenger RNA, 2890 nt
Organism: Cannabis sativa
Lineage: Eukaryota; Viridiplantae; Streptophyta; Magnoliopsida; Rosales; Cannabaceae
Product: alpha-N-acetylglucosaminidase-like
Exons: 19
Coding region: 240-2708 (822 amino acids)
Source: RefSeq, a predicted model, not a curated record
UAUAUAUAUAUACACCUUACUAUAUAAAUUAUUGUAUUUUUUGUUUUUAUUAUUUUUUAUUUUAUUUUAAGUCCACCACACAUGUAGUGGGGCUAUUUGGUUUGUUAUGGCCGGCUUCUGAUUCUCUCUGAAUAAUCCAAGACUCAACCACUUCGUUCUUUGCUCUCCAAAAUACAAGAUUCCCUUCUUCCUCACCAUGUUCCUUUCUUCUCUACUCUCCUCCACUCCACUCCUCUCCAAUGGCCUCCUCCUUUCCCGCCAUUUUAUUCACUCUCUUUCUCCUUACAUGUCUCACCUUCCCCACCGCUCAUCCCUCCAGUAUUGGAGUUCGUCACCUCUCCAACCUUCUCCAAACGCAGGAUCGCGAGAGGUCUCCACCUUCCCUUCAACUUGCCGCCGCUCGUGGCGUCCUUCGCCGGCUAAUUCCUUCUCAUUCUUCCUCCUUCGAUUUUCAAAUUGUCUCUAAGGAGCAAUGCGGAGGUGCGUCUUGCUUCAUCAUCAGGAACCAUCCUGAUUUCCAUAGACGUGGAGGGGACCCAGAAAUUUUAAUAAUUGGGGUCACUGGAGUGGACAUUGUGGCUGGUCUGCACUGGUAUUUGAAGAAUUGGUGUGGUUCACAUAUAUCCUGGGACAAAACUGGCGGAGCUCAACUAUGUUCGGUGCCAAAAGCUGGAUUGCUCCCCCGUGUCGAUGAUAAUGGCGUUUUUGUCCCAAGACCUGUUCCCUGGAGUUAUUACCAAAAUGCUGUCUCAUCUAGCUAUUCUUUUGCUUGGUGGGAUUGGGAAAGGUGGGAGAAGGAGAUUGAUUGGAUGGCUCUUCAGGGUAUCAACCUACCUCUAGCAUUUACAGGGCAAGAGGCUAUCUGGCAGAAAGUUUUUCAGAAAUUUAAUAUGAGCAGUAAGGAUUUGGAUGAUUUCUUUGGAGGUCCUGCAUUCCUAGCAUGGUCUCGUAUGGGAAAUUUGCAUGGAUGGGGAGGUCCAUUGCCACAAAGUUGGCUUGAUCAACAGCUUUUACUACAGAAGAAGAUACUUCGAAGGAUGUACGAACUUGGAAUGACUCCUGUACUUCCGGCCUUCUCUGGUAAUGUUCCUGCUGCACUGAAAAGUAGAUUUCCAUUUGCAAAGAUAACACGCUUGGGAAAUUGGUUUACAGUGAAGAGUGACCCUAGAUGGUGCUGUACAUAUCUUCUUGAUGCAACUGAUCCUUUGUUUGUUGAAAUUGGGCGAGCAUUCAUUGAGCAGCAGCUAGAAGAAUAUGGAAAGAUGGGUCAUAUAUAUAACUGUGACACUUUUGAUGAGAAUACUCCACCUGUUGAUGACCCAGAGUACAUUUCUUCAUUAGGAGCUGCAAUCUUUAGGGGAAUGCAAAGUGGUGAUAGUAAUGCUGUCUGGCUAAUGCAGGGAUGGCUAUUCUCAUAUGACCCGUUCUGGAGACCUCCACAAAUGAAGGCACUUUUGCAUUCCGUGCCUCUAGGCAAGCUGGUAGUUUUAGAUCUGUUUGCUGAAGUCAAACCCAUAUGGAUUACUUCAGAGCAGUUUUAUGGUGUUCCUUAUAUCUGGUGUAUGCUGCACAACUUUGCAGGAAAUAUUGAGAUGUAUGGGAUUUUAGAUGCAAUAGCUUCUGGACCGAUUGAUGCUCGCACAAGUGAAAACUCAACCAUGGUUGGUGUUGGAAUGUCAAUGGAAGGCAUAGAGCAGAAUCCUAUUGUUUACGAUCUCAUGUCUGAAAUGGCUUUCCAUCACAAGAAAGUUGAUGUCAAGGCCUGGAUUGAUCUCUAUCCAGCAAGGCGUUAUGGCCAAUCAGUUGCUUCUGUGAAAGAUGCUUGGAAUAUUUUAUAUCACACUAUCUACAAUUGCACUGAUGGUGCUAAUGACAAAAAUAGGGAUGUAAUUGUGGCAUUUCCCGAUGUUGAUCCAUCAUUAUUAUCGAUUCCACAAGAAAAAUAUUCCCACUAUGAAAACCAAGUGUCCAGAAGAUCAAUGCUAAAACCAAUUACUGAAUCAUUUGACCAACCUCAUCUUUGGUAUUCUACUUCUGAAGUAAUACGUGCUUUAGAACUUUUUCUUAAAAGUGGAGAUGAAUUAUCUGGAAGUAACACCUACAGGUACGAUCUUGUUGAUCUGACUAGACAAGCUUUAGCAAAAUAUGCAAACCAGCUGUUUUUGAAAGCAAUAGAAGCAUAUCAAUCAAAUAAUGUUCAAGGAGUGACUCACUAUAGCCACAAGUUUUUGGAUUUGGUGGAUGAUUUUGACACUCUUUUAGCUUGUCAUGAAGGAUUUCUUCUAGGACCUUGGUUAGAAAGUGCAAAACAACUAGCCCAAGAUGAAAAUCAGGAAAAGCAGUUUGAGUGGAAUGCAAGAACUCAAAUAACAAUGUGGUUUGACAACUCAGAUGAAGAACCAAGCUUGCUUCGCGACUAUGGAAACAAGUACUGGAGUGGGCUUUUACGAGAUUAUUAUGGUCCCCGAGCAGGCAUAUAUUUUAAAUUUUUAAUUAAAAGCUUAGAAGAAGGUAAUGGUUUCUCAUUGAAGGGUUGGAGGAGGGAGUGGAUAAAGCUCACAAACGAUUGGCAAAGCAGUAGAAAUGUUUUCCCUGUAAAAGGUGCCGGCGAUGCUGUCAACACAUCGAGGUGGCUUUUCAACAAGUACUUGCAAACUCCUGAUAAUAUAGAAUCACUCAAUGAUGCUGCUGCCAAGUAUGUUAUUUAAAACCAUUGAACAAAGUAAUAAUAACGUGGGAUCUGAUGUUUACAUCGAUUCACUUCUCCUUUAGUCCCUCAUUCCUCUCUUAUACGAGCCAAAGCAAAAGAACUCGGUCAGUUGCAAAAUACAAAUGGAUAUGAAAACGUGUGUAUGUAUCUCUUUUAUUAAAUGUGAUUAUUUAACAAAAA